Molecule: messenger RNA, 2037 nt
Organism: Desarmillaria tabescens
Lineage: Eukaryota; Fungi; Basidiomycota; Agaricomycetes; Agaricales; Physalacriaceae
Product: chromatin remodelling complex Rsc7/Swp82 subunit-domain-containing protein
Exons: 4
Coding region: 311-1894 (527 amino acids)
Source: RefSeq, a predicted model, not a curated record
CACACUUGCACCACUUCAACACCUCAUGCCAGCUCGUGCUAUAGUUAUUUCAAUCAUACCACCUGACCGGGCGCAUGUUUCAAAAUGUGUGUGUCUCUGAGCUCGUAUAACUAACUGUUCGAGCCCUGAAACUCUUAACGAUAACGCGUUGUGGGUCCUUGUGGACUCCGGUGCCGAAAUUACGAUCACGCACGUGAGAACAGGUCACGGCGUUACGUCACAGCUUCUUGCAAACAAAGUCUAACGCUUUUGCGGCCUACUACGCUCUUCCAACCAGCAUCCGACACGUUCGUACCCCCAAUUACCACCCAUGAAAUCAGGAAGCCUACCGAAAAUAAUUAUCAAGCCUCGCGCACCACCACCGCCACCAGAACCAGAACCGGAGGAGCUCGUCGAAACGGAGAGCGACGGUGAAGCUGAAGUUGAAGUCGAGGGUGAGGGUGGAGACACCGAGGAAGCGGACAAUGAAGAAGGUGGCACAGAGGAUGCUCCAACACCAUCAAGCGAGAUCCGUGUCAUAAAACGAGGGCGGGGGCGACCGCGAGGAAGAGGACGGGGUGCUAGCGUUGCUGCUGUUCCUGCUCAGUCGACUCGGACUCGGGGAAGGGGGAGACCACGGGGGAGAGGCAGGCCGCCGCGUGGGGCGAUAACGAUUAAGCUGCCAAAGAGGGGUGAGGACGAUGUUGACGCUGGGACGGGUGGUGAAGGAGAAGGCGAAGACGAGGUUGAUACUGAAGUUGCUGAAGAAUCAAAGGGAAAAAUUGUUCCUCUGGGCGGGGGCAAGCCAUUUCGAAAAAUACAAGGACAGGUCUAUGUCAUUGAAGGCGAUGAGUUCGUCACACCCGACGACCCGAAAGGCGACGAGAAGAUUGAUAAAUGGGGGAAUCUCCUUGGAGGACGGAAAUUCAAGGCAAAUACAUUUAUUCUUCCCAAUCGUCAUGAUAAACGGCUCUACAUGCUCGCCAUCGACGCCGCACGAACGUCAGGCUUCCGAGAUUCCCUGUAUUACUUUCGCCGGAAUCCUCUCGCAUUCAAACUCAACGCGACACAGCCAGAAAAAGACUAUCUCAUUGGAGAAGGAAAACUUGGCUCACAUCUUCGCACGAGGAGCGUUACUCUCAUCACGGCGCGUAGCGCGUUCAAGCUCCAUGGAAGCAAGAUGGUAUUAGACGGCAGGUGGGUGACAGACGAUUAUUAUGAAGAAAAGACCCUUCAAGAGAUAGCCGAACGAGGGAUUAAAGCAGGCGACUUAGUCGGAGACCUUCCUGACCCAAACGCUCAAUCAGCUGAGACCGCGUCCCGGCCUGACCGCGCAAACCCCCAAGGUGGAGGCGGUGGUGGUGGAGGACUAGGAAUAUAUCGUGCUGGUGGGCCAACAACAAUAUUCGGCGGAAGCGGCUGGGGGCCAUUCAGUGACGGACCGUUAAACGCCGUCAGGAAAAGUCUCCUCAGCAGAGAUGGUGUGAAGGAAGAUAACUGGAUGUGGAUGAUGGCACAGCGGGUACGUGAAAGUGACGAGGAGCUAGCCAAGUGGAGACGGAACAGACUGAAGCUUGGUGGUGGAUUGGAAACGGUAAGGGAGGAGAAUGUUGAGCCUUUGAAGAAGAAGAGGAAAGUUUCGUCAGAUGAUCUCCUACCCUUGGGCGUGUACGAGCCUCAUACCGGGAAUGUUUGCUAUCGCUCGGAUACACAGCCAACGCGAAGUCGACUGGAAGUGGACCAUACAGUUAAACCCGUGCUUGGGGGAACCAAAGCCGGGAAUAUGGCCUGGGGCCUAGCCUGGGUCGAUACAAUCAUGGAACCUCGGAUAGAGGACGAGAACGCGCAUGAAAGAGAACGAUUACUGGAAGAGGUUGAUGAACAUAAUGUUUCUACUGCUAUGAUAGUUGAUUAACUUUUGACGUAUCGAUAAGUGCUGUCGUCGUUAAUUGGAUUCGCUGCCAUGAUUGGGGGCUGAUUUUUGUCGAAGAAACAUAUCGAAUGCGAGUUUUUAACAUUCUCGGUCUUGUCUAUAAUCGUGUCAUAUCCAAUGCCUGA